AUGAAAGCAACGAGAUACUCGACUUCCCGACAAAAGGCUUGUCAGCCAUGCUCUACUGCAAAGGCAAAAUGUGAUCGGAAGGCGGGAUGUUGUACUAGAUGCGCCUUACGAGAUCUAUCCUGCUCUUAUCCUCAGACUUUACUUUCUAGAGCCUCCUCGCGGGACGCAGGCGACAAUACAGGCGACAGCACUGGAACCGGCCUAUACAACUCCAUUUCCGACCCCAGCAUUUUAUCCGCAACAAGCCCCAGGCCUGAGAUAUCAACUAGACCGGACUCUCAAAGCCUAAACUAUCAGAAACUAUUCAGCCCUAUUGAUGUGGAUGGUAUUAGCAAUCGUUGGCUAAACACCUAUAUUCCCAUUCCUGGCCAAAAAGUUAAGGAAUAUCCUGCUACCAUUACGGCUUUCAUCUAUAGGCUUCUUAAGUCUUAUGCAACCGUUGCCGUACGUGGCCGCGGUGUACCCCCAUUUAUACACCCCUCUCAAAUUUCGGUCGCAUCGACGAGGCCGCCGCUUUCUACCUGCUUGAGUUUGGUUCGCAUCUGCGAGAAUCCGUUGCCAGGAAGUGAGAGUGUUGCCGCCGAUGUAUUACAAAGGGAGAUGAAUAACCUUUAUGAGCAGCAGGGUACAUACGACGAUUUCACUCUAUUGGCGGCUUUCCAGGCAUAUCUAAUCUACUCCAUGGUCUUGUUCUUCAAGCUUAGUCAAGUUUCAGGCCCCUUCCUUCGACAGGCGAUUAUAAAUCUCCAAGAGCUUGCGUGUUCGAGUAGCCGGAACGGGCUUAUGUGCAUAGCCGAACAGCAGCGUGCUCGACCGCGAUGGGAAGCUUGGAUUGUAGCCGAGUCAAAGCGGCGGGCACUUUUCACGAUGUACCUUUUCGACAGUGUUCUUUCUACUCAAGACGGUCUUCAGACCUUUCUCGGCACCGAACUACAAGGACUACCCGCCUCAGCAGACAAAUCUUUAUGGAGGGCACAGGUUCGACGCGACUGGGAAACGGCAUAUAACAUAUACUUAGCAGAUUGGCCAGAAAUCUUUCGUAUCGACGAACUCUGGCCAAUUCCUGUAGGGCUAGACGAGCCCGGUCUUCUCGAGAGACGCAACAGAGUAGACCGAUGGCUAGAAAAUGUCGAUGAAUUUGGCACGAUGCUCUAUGCGGUAACUAGUUGCACACACGGCGAAAUGAAUGCUCGUCCUUCGGUGGUGUUCUUGACGGCAUCUAUGAGAACCAUCCCAGGGAUAGUCGACGGAAUAACGGCAAAAUCACCAUACAGCAUCUUCGAUAAGCGGCAGAAGGCUCUAAUCAUACUGGUUGUUUCGACCGCCGCAACCUUUUCCGGAUUUGCGUCGAAUAUUUAUUUUCCCGCACUUCCUACCAUUGCCCAUGACCUGAAUAUUUCAAUAGAACUUGUCAACCUUACAGUGACGUCGUAUCUAAUUUUCCAAGGUUUAGCGCCAAGCCUCUGGGGCCCUAUCUCAGACGUCAAGGGGCGCAGAGUUGCUUACGUCUUUACUUUUCUGGUGUUUGUAGGCGCAUGUGUCGGCUUAGCAGAGACGACAAACUACGCGACUCUUAUAGUGCUAAGAUGUUUGCAAAGCACCGGUAGCGCAAGCACUAUUGCAAUCGGGUCCGGUGUGAUUGGCGACAUUACCACUCGCGCUGAACGCGGUGGCUUCAUGGGAAUUUUCCAGGCGGGUUUGCUCGUUCCCGUUGCUGUCGGUCCAGUCAUUGGAGGCGCUCUGGCAGGAUCGUUAGGAUGGAGAUCAAUCUUCGUGUUUCUGGCAAUUUACGGUGGCGUCUUCCUAAUACUGCUAAUCGUUCUUCUCCCUGAAACACUAAGGUCGAUUGUUGCAAACGGUGGCAGGAAGCUGUCGAACCCAGUUGCUGCAUAUCCCUUACGAAUUUACCAGAAACUCACCAAAGUAAGAUGGAAUCCUGAAGCAGCUUCGGCAGAGCCUGCAGCAAGAAAGCAUAUCGAUGUCAUUGGGCCUUUACGCAUUCUCGUUAGUAAACACGCAGCACCCAUUAUCAUAUUUCUUGCCAUCUACUACGCUGUUUGGCAGAUGAGCAUCACCGCUAUGUCAUCUCUCUUCCAAGAUCGCUACGGCCUUAGCGAGACUCAGAUCGGCCUAACAUUUAUCGCAAAUGGGGUGGGGUCUAUGAUCGGAACGCUUGUCACAGGCAAGGUUCUGGACACCGAUUAUCGUCGAGUCAAGGCUCAAUACGAAGCUCAAUUCACACAAACCGAUUCCGAAACAGGCAAUGGACAAAUACGAUCCACGGCAUAUAUGGAAGAUCACUUCCCUCUUGAAAAGGCGCGCCUCCGGCUCAUACCCGUCUUCUCCCUAGCUCAGUGUCUGUCCAUCGUUCUCUUUGGUUGGACCAUUCAGUAUCCCGAUCGCGUCCACAUUACCGUCCCCAUCGUUUCCACGUUCAUCACCGGCUGGACUGCCGUAUCUACGCAGUCUGUAGUCAUGACUUACCUCGUCGACAUCUUCUCUGACCGCAGCGCCGCGGCCAGCGCAAGUUUGAACCUCGCCAGGUGCUUAUUCGCGGCCGGCGGCACAAGUUUUGUAAUGCCCAUGGUAAACGGCAUCGGUGUCGGCUUGGCGUUUACGAUAUGUGCUAUCGUUCAAGCUAUUGCGUUAUUGGGCGUGGCCAUCCAGUGGAAAUUCGCUGCUUCAUGGAGACAAAAGAAAAAGGAGGCAGGCUGUAGUAGGUGA
Molecule: messenger RNA, 2724 nt
Organism: Daldinia vernicosa
Lineage: Eukaryota; Fungi; Ascomycota; Sordariomycetes; Xylariales; Hypoxylaceae
Product: MFS general substrate transporter
Exons: 6
Coding region: 1-2724 (907 amino acids)
Biological process (GO): regulation of DNA-templated transcription; transmembrane transport
Molecular function (GO): DNA-binding transcription factor activity, RNA polymerase II-specific; transmembrane transporter activity; zinc ion binding
Source: RefSeq, a predicted model, not a curated record